Exophiala oligosperma is the source of this 1494-nucleotide messenger RNA. RefSeq lists its product as uncharacterized. The record is from RefSeq and is a predicted model, not a curated record. Bases 1 to 1494 code for a protein of 497 amino acids. Gene Ontology annotation, biological process: positive regulation of transcription by RNA polymerase II. Gene Ontology annotation, molecular function: transcription cis-regulatory region binding; DNA-binding transcription factor activity, RNA polymerase II-specific; zinc ion binding. Gene Ontology annotation, cellular component: nucleus. Lineage: Eukaryota; Fungi; Ascomycota; Eurotiomycetes; Chaetothyriales; Herpotrichiellaceae. The transcript has 2 exons.
AUGCUACCCGGACGACAGAAAUGGACCAGAACAAGGACAGGCUGUUGGACUUGCAGGCAAGCUGGAUAUAAGUGUGAUGAACUCAAACCAACCUGUGGGCGAUGCGCCAGACUCAAAAUCACUUGCGAGGGUUAUGCGCCUCGACUGACAUGGCGUGAUACUGCAACCCAAGAAUCGGGUGGACGUAGUAGAAAGCGAAAACAGACCUCCAAAUCGUCUUCAAAUCCAAAUCUGCGUGGUCACUAUGCAACGCCAUCGGUGGCCAGCACAGUUUCUGCAUCUCAAUCAAUAAAGUCCGAAGAUGCUAUCGAGGUUGUGCCGAGAAAAGAGCUGUCACGUUAUAGCGGCCCUGCCAGUAUGGUCCAAGGGCUACAGAUCGAGGAAUAUCGUCACUUGCACCAUUGGUCUACAGUUGUAGCGCCUUUGCUGUCGGUCGCCUCGCAGAACGAAGUCAACCCUUUCCAGCAAUACUUAAUCCCUAUGGCUUACGAGAAUAGCCCACUGCUCUAUACUGUUUUGCUCUGCGCUGCAAAACAUCUCUCUCUACUUGUUGGCCAACAGCAGGAUCAGAAACAGGUUCUGCGCUACCAGGGCCUUGCCCUUCGCAGUUUGAAUGAAGCUUUGAGCAAUGAGCGUGAAGCUCUUAAUGAUCCCACCCUAGCCGCGGUGCUAUUGAUGCAGCUCAGCCAGAUGUUCGCCUCGGAUCAGGAGCCGAAAGCAGAUCAUCUAGUUGGUGCAAAAUACAUCAUCACGAAGAGACGUCGUCUCACUGAUAAGCCCGAUUCUUGUGGAAGGUUCCUGGAAAGUCUGUUCAAGUACCACGAUAUCAUGUCCUCAAUAUCGAGAAGCGAUCGCCCUCUUCUACAUUAUGAUGGAACGAUUGCCUCGGAUUCGGACGCAUUUCUUGGAACUAUCGAACCACUACUGGAGAUCAUCUCCCAGAUCAGUGAGCUUCGGCCGCGGAAGAGGCUCACAUCUUGGAACACAGUAGGCGAUGUUGACGGAGAAUCCCACGCCUCAUUUGUUCGCGUAAGUGGCUCACUCCUGGAGAGUCAACUGAAUAGCUGGAUUGCACCACACAACGACGCAGACUGGGUCAACACGGCCGAGGCCUUUCGUCAUGCCGCGUACAUUUACUUGUAUCGUGUCAUCGAUAACAUCGGCGCACCUGAUCCCCGCACGUUGCGACACGUCAAGCAUUGCAUUGACGCCCUGAGAUCCACUGCAAUCACCUCGCCUUUACUAUCCGUUCAUGCUUGGCCAAUAUUUACGGCAGGAUGUGAGGCAUUGGAUGCUUCUGAGCGAGACUUUUGCCGCCAAAGGCUUGACGACAUGUACAAUGACCGAAAAUUAUUGUCGUUACUCCGGAUCAGACGAGCAAUGGAAGACGUCUGGAGUCAAAAGGAUCAAGAAGCCCUAUUUGGUGCAGAUGUGGGCAAACUCGACUGUAUCGAUGUAUUAAAGCAAAGAGGAAGCAACGUUGAGCUCGGUUGA